AUGGGUCGCUGGGGAGAGCACUUCUUUGAAGGUGACCACGAUCUCGACGAAGCUUCCUACAUUUCAGAGGACGCCGGUAUCGAACUCUACUACUAUGAGCCUGAUAAGGAUGAUGCGAAGGAACCCAUCGGUGGCAAGGGUCUUGAAAUCACUCGUGGAUAUCUCAACGGUGGUGUCUUGAGCGGUCUCUUUGAGAAGUACCUCCGAGAGAAAGACGAGAAAUUCUUCCUUGGCAAGGAGCUUCGCCUUGUGCUCACUGCCGCUCUUGCCAUGCGCAUUGGAGCUACCAUCGAACCUAAGUACAUGGACAUGCUCCGAACCAAUUACAAGAAGAUCCGAGUCGCGGCCAAAUACUCUCUCCCGAUCUGUGACACCGGUUUUCGUGGCCCGAUGAAGGAGCAGUUCGAGACUGCCCUCACUCAUUACAAGAACGACGGCACUCCAUACGAUUUCUUCGCCGAUCGUUGCAAGGGUCCAGGAUGUGGCAAGGCUAAUGGCGAGCUCAAGGAAGGAACUCUGCUGAGGAAGUGUGGCAAAUGCAAGGAUGCCAGUUACUGUAGCAAGGAAUGCCAGAAGGCGCAUUGGGCUAAACAUAAAAAGUUGUGCCAGACGCCGGAGCAGCGUGAGGCGGAGGAAGAUGCUAGGUGGACAGGGAGUAUCAGAAUGCUCAAUGUCUAA
Molecule: messenger RNA, 678 nt
Organism: Hyaloscypha bicolor E
Lineage: Eukaryota; Fungi; Ascomycota; Leotiomycetes; Helotiales; Hyaloscyphaceae
Exons: 2
Coding region: 1-678 (225 amino acids)
Source: RefSeq, a predicted model, not a curated record